This is a messenger RNA of Habropoda laboriosa, 1047 nucleotides long. RefSeq names its product solute carrier family 35 member G1. The transcript has a single exon. Gene Ontology annotation, cellular component: membrane. Lineage: Eukaryota; Metazoa; Arthropoda; Insecta; Hymenoptera; Apidae. Bases 1 to 1047 code for a protein of 348 amino acids. The record is from RefSeq and is a predicted model, not a curated record.
AUGUCAGAACAUGUUGAAUUGCAACAUUUAGUUGAUGGUGACAUUGAAAGUAACACAACAGCACAAGAAAAACGAUUUUCAAUUCUAAUGUGUAAAUCAUGCCCUUAUCUUGGUUUAAUACUGGCAACUUUAUCAUCAUUAUUUUUUUCAUUAUGCAGUGUCAUUGUGAAAGGUUUAGUAGAAGUAAAUCCAAUGGAAUUGGCAGCAUUUCGAUUUGUGGGUGUGUUAUUACCAGCAAUACCAAUUGUAAUAUAUAAGGGAGAACAUCCUUUUCCAAAAGGACAUAGACUAAUGCUAAUAUUAAGAAGUUUUGUGGGGACUACUGGCCUCAUGCUAAGUUUUUAUGCAUUUCGACAUAUGCCAUUAGCUGAUGCAUCUGUUGUAGUCUUUUCUGUUCCUGUAUUUGUAGCUAUAUUUGCAAGAAUAUUCUUAAAAGAGCCUUGUGGAUUAUUUAAUGUUAUUACAGUCUGUUUAACAUUAGUUGGUGUAAUUUUAAUAACACGUCCACCACUUAUUUUUGGACAUACUAUAGAGUCACUCUCAGAUGGACAUAUAACAAUGCAACAUGCAGAUCUGUGGGGUGCUGUAGCAGCUUUUUCAGCAACUCUCUUUGGUGCAAAUGCAUAUGUUUUACUAAGAGCUUUAAAAGGCCUUCAUUUUUCAGUAAUCAUGACAAACUUUGGAUCAUUUGCUUUGAUUCAGACAAUAGUUAUAUCUUGGGUUAUAGGUGCACUUUGCUUACCUCGGUGUGGAACAGACAGAGUUUUAGUUGUUGCUCUUGCACUUUUCAGUUUUGGGGGUCAGAUAUUAUUAACAUUAGCUUUACAGAUGGAACAAGCAGGACCAGUUGCAAUAGCAAGAUCAGCAGACAUAGUAUUUGCCUUUUUUUGGCAAGUUUUAUUUUUUAAUGAAAUUCCAAAUCCUUACUCAGUAGGAGGAGCAAUUGUAGUCACAAGUUCAGUUUUAUUAACAGGAUUAAGAAAAUGGGCUAUAUCAUUACCAGAAACAUCUAGUGUUAAAAAAUCUUUGGGUAUUUUGGUGAUGUAA